Lolium rigidum is the source of this 1881-nucleotide messenger RNA. Its product is annotated as chaperone protein ClpB1-like. Gene Ontology annotation, biological process: cellular response to heat. Lineage: Eukaryota; Viridiplantae; Streptophyta; Magnoliopsida; Poales; Poaceae. Gene Ontology annotation, molecular function: ATP hydrolysis activity; ATP binding. Bases 19 to 1881 code for a protein of 620 amino acids. The record is from RefSeq and is a predicted model, not a curated record. Gene Ontology annotation, cellular component: cytoplasm. The transcript is spliced from 7 exons.
CAUACCUACGGCCGAGACAUGACUGGCCAGGGUGAUCCGGUGAUCGGCCGCGAUGACGAGAUCGACCGUGUCAUCGACAUCCUCUGCCGUCGUACCAAGAACUGCGCCGCGCUCGUUGGCGCGGCUGGAGUCGGCAAGACGGCCAUUGCCGAGGGCCUCGCCCAGCGCAUCGCCUCCGGAAGGGUUCCCGCUGCGCUCCUCGGGGCACGCGUCGUGGAGGUCGACCUUGGGGCCAUGGUGGCCGGUACCACCCUUCGUGGCAUGUUCGAGGAACGCAUGAAGAACAUGAUAAACCAGGCGGAGGCAUCCAACGGCAAAGUGAUACUAUUCAUAGAUGAGAUGCACAUACUCUAUUCCGCCGGCAGCACUCUACAGAAGUGCACGACCGCCUCCAACAUGCUAAAGCCAGCGUUGGCCCGUGGACGAAUCCGUUGCGUGGGAGCCACGACUUUUGACGAGUACCGCCAAUACAUCGAGAAGGACCCUGCGCUCGAGCGACGGUUUCAGAAAGUGCAGGUGGAGGAGCCGACCACCGAAGCAACCAUUGCCAUCUUGCGGGGGCUAAAGCAGCGGUUCCAAGGCCACCAUGGACUGGAAAUCCAGGAUGCCGCUCUUGUUGCUGCUGCGCACCUCGGCUCCAGAUAUAUCACUGGUCGCCAAUUUCCAGAUAAGGCAAUUGAUUUGAUUGAUGAGGCAUGUACUACCAUAGCUAGAAAGAUGGCUCAGAUUGGCAAUGAGAACAUUACUCAAAUUAGUAGGCUGACAGAUAGUGUGGAAAGAAACUUGGAAAUUAGUUCUACAAGUAGAGACCAAAAAGCAAUUAUUAACCCAAACCACGUUGCACAAGUAGUGAGUCGAUGGACUGGAAUUCCUAUUGCUACGCUCCACGAGGAGGAGAAGGACAAGUUACUUCAGUUAAGGGACAGGUUGCAUGAGCGAGUUGUUGGUCAGGAUGAAGCCGUCAAUUUGGUUGCGCAGGCUGUGUUGCGUUCUAGGGCGGGUCUUGAUCAACCUAGCCAACCGAUAGGGUCUUUCCUAUUUUUGGGCCCGUCUGGUGUUGGGAAGACAGAGCUUGCAAAAGCUCUCGCGGAACAGUUAUUUGACAACGAAAAGAUGCUUGUUAGGGUUGACAUGUCUGAAUAUAAUAGUGUUGGUUCAAUUACGCGUCUCGUUGGAGCUCCUCCAAGCUAUAUUGGAUAUGAAGACGGCGGACAAUUGACAGAAAAAGUGAGAAGGCAUCCAUACAGCAUCGUCCUUUUUGAUGAGGUGGAGAAGGCACAUUCCUCCGUGUCUAAUAUUUUUCUUCAAAUUCUUGAUGAUGGUAUACUGACGGAUGGCAAAGGAAGAACUGUAGAUUUUAAAAAUACCAUCGUCAUUAUGACAUCAAAUCUAGGAUCAAAACACCUAACGCAAUUACCAGGAGAAAUAUCCCUAGAAGUUGCACGAAAUCAUGUCAUGAAAGAGGUUCAGAAGUUCUUCACGCCUGAGCUCCUCAACCGAAUGAGUGAGAUAGUAAUAUUUGAGCCUCUUUCGUACGAACAAAUGAAAGAGGUUGCAAAAAUCCAGAUUAAGAACGUUGUUGCUACAGUAGCAAAGAAGGGCAUAUCUCUGUCUGCAAGUGAUGACGUGUUGGACGUCAUCCUAUCAGAGCCACACAAUCCGAUGUAUGGUGCAAGACCUAUAAGAAGGUGGGUGCAAAAGAACGUGAUGAUGGUGCUGUCUGAGAUGCUAGUCAGAGGCGAGGUCAGCGAGGGCUCCACAAUAUGCAUCGAUGCAACGAAUGACAAGAAGGGAUUAACGUAUGAAGUGGUGAAGACGCCAGUAGUGGAACAUUCUAGCGCAUGCAUCGGGACAAUGUUAACCAUGAACUAUCUAGUGUGA